Fusarium pseudograminearum CS3096 is the source of this 510-nucleotide messenger RNA. RefSeq lists its product as uncharacterized. The record is from RefSeq and is a predicted model, not a curated record. The coding region runs from base 1 to 510 and encodes 169 amino acids. The transcript is spliced from 5 exons. Lineage: Eukaryota; Fungi; Ascomycota; Sordariomycetes; Hypocreales; Nectriaceae.
AUGGCUAUGACCCAAUACGGACUUGGCCAACACAUCUGGACCUUAUCUGACGAUAUCUUGGUCUUAUACUUCCGAACUGUUAUGGCUUUAGUUCAAUGUAUCCCCAUUCAAGCAGUCUGGGACCAUGGCAUUGAUGGGAAAUGCAUUCCUAACCAGCCAACCCUAUGUCUUGGCUUCUUCAACAUUGCUAUUUCAGUUCUGCGGUUGCAGUGGCUCACACCAGCGAAAGACUUAACCUGGUGGAAUGUCACUCCAGCAUAUUGGUCACUCGCAGAAAUGGUUUCCGGACUCGGCUGUGCUUGCCUUCCUACCCUCAAGCCCCUACUCUAUAGGGCCAAGACCUGGUUUCCGCGGACACGAUUCGGUGACAGUACUAUUUGCCUUCAAGAUGACAGUUGCGACAGGAAUAUAGAGUUGAGCACUACUGUUAUAGGUGGAAAGGACACGAGCAGUGACCGCAGAACACAGCCGAGUAUGGACGCGGAUGAAAAUGAAAGAAAUACACGAUAG